Molecule: messenger RNA, 540 nt
Organism: Aphis gossypii (cotton aphid)
Lineage: Eukaryota; Metazoa; Arthropoda; Insecta; Hemiptera; Aphididae
Exons: 2
Coding region: 100-540 (146 amino acids)
Source: RefSeq, a predicted model, not a curated record
CACAGAAUAGAUUAAAUUUAAUCUAUUCUAUGUUAUAAUAUUAAUUGUUAGUAUUUGGAAUUUUGUUUCUAUUUCUAGUCGUAAAUAAUAAGACUGUUCAUGUAUUGUUUUUACUUUUAUUUAGUUGCUGUAACGGGCACAGUGUUAUUUAUUUUCUAUAUAGUUAUAUUAUUUUUCAAAAUGAACUGUGAUAAUAUAGCAAAACAACUUGAAUAUGAUGAAUAUUUUUCUGACUCAUCAUUUGAUGACGACAUUCAAGAUCCAGAUUACAUAAUUAUUGAAAAUGACGAACUCGGAGGCAUACUGGCUUUUGAUUCUGAUCCAGAUGAUAAUUUUGAACUACUUCCAACGACACCCUCAGGAUCAGUUAAUAUUAUAUCAGAAUCCAGUGAAGAUGAACAACCUACAUCUAUUCGUAAUGGUGAUAAGAAUAAACAAGAUACAUAUUUGGCUGGAUUAAUUAGAGUCAACCCUGUUAUUCGUCAAAGGAAAAGAGAUGGUAGUCGAUCAAGUAAAACGUGUUCUGUAAAAUAUAGAUAA